This is a messenger RNA of Dipodomys ordii (Ord's kangaroo rat), 3058 nucleotides long. RefSeq names its product tigger transposable element derived 2 (gene Tigd2). Gene Ontology annotation, cellular component: nucleus. The transcript is spliced from 2 exons. Bases 1122 to 2699 code for a protein of 525 amino acids. NCBI's taxonomy places the organism in Eukaryota, Metazoa, Chordata, Mammalia, Rodentia, Heteromyidae. The record is from RefSeq and is a predicted model, not a curated record. Gene Ontology annotation, molecular function: DNA binding.
GGUCCCGCGCCGCGGAGCCCACCCGCGGAGGGAGGCCUGGCUAGCCAGGCUGCUGUCCGACCUAGAUUUCCGGAGGUCUCGGAGGCUCCGGUACCUGUCCGGCCCGCGGGACGUCCCGGUGGCGGCGCACGGAGGAGCUGCCCUGGCCCUGAUCACCGGACAGCCGGCCGGUCCCCUCCCCGCGGGGGCCCCCCCGCGCCGUAGCCCCGUGUUCUUGCCUUACCCUAAUCAUGUGACAGCACCGCCUUGCCCUCCUGUCUUCCGUCCAGUCGAGUCCAUUCGGCACAAGUUAGUGUUGCGGUAAGGGCCUGAGUUUCCUGCCUGUCCGCUCGCCCCGCACCCGGCCUGCGGUGACUGCCGCAUGCCACACCUGUGUCCCCCGGGAGGCGGCCCCCGUGCGCCGCCCCCACCCCGUGUGUGUUCUGUGUGACAAGUUUGUCAGUCCUCUCUUAAAACUAUUCUUUCUUUUUUCUUGCACAUUUCUUCAAAUACUCCCAAUUCGAGUCUGGGCUGCUUUUUGCACAGAACCCAACAGGAAAUAUUAAGUACCGUAGGAUGAUUUUAGAGACCUUGGUAGUGCCACACAGGUUCAGCUUCUAACUCCAGGGAAGACUGCAGUUCAUGAAAAGACCCUGUACUAAGUCAGAAGGAAGAGUGGGAGAAGCCAAGGUUAUUUGGAGUUUUCCUUUUCUGUGUGGGUACUGGGGCUUGAACCAAGACCCUUGCUCAGUCCCUGAUUGUCUUCUCCCUCCAGGCUAGUGCGCUGUCACUCGAGUCACAGGUCCAUUUCUGUCUUUUGGCUGGUUGAUUAAAGAGUCUUAACCUUCUUUGCUGGGCUAGCUUUGAACCACCAUCCUCAGAUCUUAGUUUCCUGAAUAACUGGGAUUACAGGUAUGAAGCACUAGUACCCCGCUAUUUGGCACUGUGUGUAUAGGAACUUUGUCAGUUUUAGAACACAUGUGAAGAGAUUUGCAUAGAUCAUGUUUGAACAUUGACUAUCUCACUAGAUCCUUAGGGACUGGAGGAGGGAUCUUCAUACCCCAUUUGUCAUCCCUUUGUGUUCAAAUCUAAGUUGGUAAUUAUCUUGUCCUAGUAAUUGCCUAAAACUUUAGACACUUAAAAUGUUGGGGAAACGUAAGCGUGUAGUGUUGACAAUUAAGGACAAGCUUGACAUUAUUAAGAAACUUGAGGAAGGCAUCUCUUUCAAGAAACUUUCCGUGGUGUAUGGGAUUGGUGAAUCCACAGUUCGUGAUAUCAAAAAGAACAAAGAAAGGAUCAUAAACUACGCCAACAAUUCGCAUCCUACAAGUGGGAUAUCCAAACGUAAGUCUAUGAAGUCAUCAACCUAUGAGGAGCUUGACAGAGUUAUGAUAGAGUGGUUUCACCAACAGCAAAUGGAUGGGGUUCCUGUGUCUGGAACUAUUUGUGCAAAACAAGCCAGGUUCUUUUUUGAUGCUUUGGGGAUGGAAGGUGAUUUUAAUGCAUCAUCUGGCUGGCUAACUCGAUUUAAGCAGCGCCACGGCAUUCCCAAGGCUGCUGGCAAAGGAACAAAGUUAAAAGGGGAUGAGACUGCUGCCAGGGAGUUUUGUGGUAACUUUCAGGAAUUUGUGGAGAGAGAGAAUCUGCUACCCGAACAAAUCUAUGGUGCUGAUCAAACGGGGUUGUUCUGGAAAUGCCUCCCUACACGGACACGUGGUUUUGACAUGGAGCAAAGUACUUCUGAGUGUAGGUCAAGCAGAGAAAGAAUCAUUAUUAUGUGUUGUGCAAAUGCCACGGGUCUGCACAAACUUAAUCUUUGUGUCGUGGGGAAAGCGAAAAGACCCCGGGCGUUCAAAGGAACAGACCUUGCAAACCUUCCUGUCACUUAUUUCAGUCAAAAAGGUGCGUGGAUCCAGCAGUCUGUGUUCAGACAGUGGUUUGACAAGUGCUUUGUGCCCCAAGUACAGAAGCAUUUGAAAUCUGUGGGACUUCUAGAAAAAGCUGUGCUUCUUUUAGAUUUUCCCCCAGCCCAUCCUAAUGAGGAACUGUUGAGUUCAGACGAUGGUAGAAUAAUUGUGAAGUAUUUGCCACCAAAUGUCACGAGUCUCCUUCAGCCUAUGAGCCAGGGAGUUUUAGCUACCAUCAAAAGAUAUUACCGAGCAGGACUUCUUCAAAAAUACAUGGAGGAAGGGAUUGAUCCAAAAGUGUUUUGGAAGAACUUGACUGUGUUAGAUGCAAUUUAUGAAGUUUCAAGGGCUUGGAACAUGAUCAAAUCAAGCACUAUAACCAAAGCAUGGAAAAAACUUUUCCCUGCUAAUGAAGAACAUUCAGGCAUGAACAUUGAUGAAGGGGCCAUUUUAGCAGCUAACUUAGCAACAGUUUUACAGAAUACAGAAGACUGUGAACACGUGGAUAUUGAGAGUAUCAAUCAGUGGUUUGAUUCUCGGAGUAAUGACUUGAGCUGCCAGGUCCUUACUCACGGUGAUGUUCCUCAGGGCCAAGCCAAGACUACUGAGCAAAGGCUUUCUCAUAAAACUCGAAAAGCAGACCUGAAUCCAGAGAAGCACAUUAGCCAUAAAGCUGCACUGGAGUGGACUGAGAACUUGCUGAAUUAUCUAGAACAACAAGAUGACAUGCUGCUGUCGGAUAAGUUGGUAUUACGGAGGCUGCGAACCAUAAUAAGAAGAAAACAGAAGAUCCAAAAUAAAUGUCAUUUGUAGUGCUUUUAAGUGUUUCAGUUGUAUUUCCAUCUUUGGGACUGUCUGCAGUAGAACUUACCUGAGUUGAAAUGCUAUGGAUCCCAAAGCCCAAUGCAUUUUAUAAAUGAUUUGAAAGUUAGAUGCCAUUUUAGAUUCCUUAAAUUACAGUUCUUGAAUGUGGACUCUAGGAAUUGAGUGUUGACAUGUACCUUGUCUAUCUGCUGUUUCUCCUCUGUACUAUACUAACUAGAUCAGAAGAUAAUUGAGGUCAGGGAACCUGUGUCUGUUCUGUGCCUGAAUUUCAGUGAAUCUUAUAAAGGGCCAUGCACACAAUAGGCACUCAAUAAAUCUUAUUUAAAUGAAAUUCUUAUGACUCUGAA